CGGAAUGAAUCUGCUGCCUGCAGUUGGAGGCUAUGAUGCAUUCCAGGGACCGUCAGCAGGCAGACUUGCACAGCUGGAAGAAGAACGCCAUCAAGAGGAAGACCGGCACGGGCCUCGGGCAGUCGAAGAAGAUGAGAGGCUGAUGGAAGCCUCUCCAGACUCUUACGACUCAGCCAGGGAGUCCCCACCCGAAGAGGCCACUGCAAGGCCCAAGGGGCGGCUCCCGAUGCGGCCCUCGUCUGCAAGUCUAAGACCUGUGGACAGUGAGGUGCGAAGCGAGGCGGCCGCCCCUCCCCCUGAUCUGGACGAGGAGAGGGGGCUUGAAGGCCUGCACAUGCCGUCAGCACCGCCGUCAUGGGGGCGUGAGGGUCAGGAGGAUCAUCGAGCGCUGGUCAGGUAGGUAGCAGAGAGGUGAUCUCACCGUAAUGGACUGGACAGGGGCUGUGUGUGUGCCUCGGCAGGAGAUGGCUCUCCAACUUGCAAGCACUGAGGAGUCGCCUGCUGCUGCGGCUUCAGAGGUCAGCCCCGUAAAAGCCGCCUUUCGACUCGUGGAGGUCGUUCGUUGCCCCUGUGUGGUUCUUUCCUCUGUAUGUAGAGUGGAGAUCCCGGCGGAAUUGGAUGUCGAGAGCUUCGAUGAGACGAGGCAGCAGCUGGACGAGGAGAGGCAGCGCCUCGCCAAAACUGUCGACUCCAUCGAGCGGCAAAACAAGAGGCUCUUCUCCGCCAUGGUUCGUUUGGCUGUGUGUGUGUCGCCUACACUCGUCCUCUAUGUUGUUGUCGACGUCAGAUGGCGUCCCGUGAUGACCUGGAGAGGACCGCGCUUGAAGAAGAGCGGCGGUCGAAGAGGCUGGUAGAUCAGCUCAUGCAGGUGCAGGCCUCCAAGGCACAACUUGCUAAACAGCUGAGGAGCCUGCAGGAGGCAAAACCUGACAAACAGGUAAGUGGCCACCAGCGAAUUGCAGGCACAAGGAGACAGCUCCUCAUUGGACCUGCAUUUCAGCUUCAGCGUGAGUUGGAGCUUGUGCGUGAGGCGAGCGAGCGGUUCGAGAGAGAGCGGCAGAAAUGGCAGGCCAUGAAGGAGGGUGACGGCGGCGGUCGUCUGCAUACCCUCGAGAAGCGCCUCGUAGAGCUGCAGAACGAGAAUGCAACACUCAAGGUCAAGUGCGAUAGCCUGCAAUUUCUCGAGACACAACAGGACCGGCAAGUGAGAGGAGAAACACACAUCCCCACAAACACUCACGGGGACAGAGCGGACCACAAUACACGUUGUUGCUGUGUCCGUUUGCGCAGGCCCGACGCGAGACAGAGCGGCUGAAGGGUGAGCUCCGUGAUGGAGAGAGGCAGCUCGAUGCCGAGCAGCAGAAGCGGGAGCACCUACAAAAGCUAUACAACGAGACACUGGAAGACCUCCACCGUACGCAAGAAGGCCGGUCGCUCGAGAAGCACAGCCUGCAGGAGCUGAGAGACUCGGAGCGCGCCCGACUCGUAAGCCAUAUCCACACAUGCAUUCACAGAGUGACUGAUGGAUGGAUGCUGUGUUUCCAUGAAUGGCAGAUGGACACGGUGAAGAGGCAAGAGAUGGAUAUCGAGGAGCAGAAGAGAAGGAACGCCGAGCUGGAGAGGCGGCUGUCGCGGAUCGACGAGGACACAGCUCUGCAGCAGGAGUCCUCCCAGUUGGCCAUUCAGCGACUCAACGCAAACUCGAGGAAACCCGGGCCCUCCGCGAGGCAGACAGGCGGCAGUUCGACGACACAGUGGCGAGGCUGAGGGAAGAUCUCUCAGAGAGGAAGGACACGGUGUUGAACCUCUCAAGCCUGAGAAUCACUCUCGAGGCGGACAAUGAGGAGCUGCGACGACGGCUGGGCCAGGCGUACGCGCAGGUCGACA
Molecule: messenger RNA, 1887 nt
Organism: Vitrella brassicaformis
Lineage: Eukaryota; Vitrellaceae
Source: the annotation of a GenBank genome assembly